AUGACUUCUCCUGCUGAUGCUACUGGUGCAUCAUCACUUCCAACGCAUCUCAUCAUAGUGUGUUGCCAUGCGAUAUAUCUCGGCUCGUCUGGCGGUCUCCCCGGGUCUGGGGCUGGGUCUGAAUCCGACGUGGUGACGAGAGCCAGAGCAAGCCGCGAUGAAAAGAACUGGUUAAUCGAACCGUUCCAACAGGGUGAGACGGACACGUACAUUGCGCAUGUCGAAGCUGGGGUACGGGCACUGGCUCAAGAUCCCAAUGCGUUGUUGGUGUUCAGCGGAGGUGCUACGAAGAGAGAUCGAACUGACAAGACCGAAGGUGAUGGAUAUUUUGACGUCGCUGUCGAGCAUGAUUUUUUCAAUGUCGACACAACCGCCACGACCACUGGGAUCGAUACUGCCACUGCGGACGCCACACAAUCUUCUCUCCGUCUUCGCGACCGCAUCUUUGUCGACCGCUACGCCACAGACUCGUACCAGAACAUUCUGUCGAGUUUGGUCCAAUGGCCUAUAUUCGUCGAGGGAUUCAAAUCCAAAACCUCCUCCUCGUCGUCGUCGACCGAGAAGAGCAAGAGCGCAUUGCCCGGAGGCGGUGGUGAGACAAGGCCGAACGAUAUCGGUGCCGUCUCCUGGCCGAGCAAACUCACCAUAGUUUCUCACGACUUCAAACGCUCUCGCUUUCUCGACCUCCAUCUCCCCGCCAUCCAGUGGCCGUCCUCCUCGGUCGAGUACGUCGGCAUCGACCCGCCGUUCGACGAGGUGCGGAUGCUCGAGAUCCAAGAGGGCGACCGGGUCCGGGGCUACGGCGCCUGGAGGGACGACUUGUACGCUUCCGGACACCUCUUGAGCUCGAAGAGGGUCAAGAGGGGAUGGGACCCGGAUGUGUUCAGGAGGGAUGUACUGGAUAGAUUUUCACAUGGCACAACUUCUCCUCCUCCUCCUCCUUCUUCUUCCGACAACAACGACGACGGCGACACGAGAAGCGCAUUGGAAAAGGUGGUGUUUUGGAAUCAGACGACGACGGGAAGGGUCUUGACAGGGGAAGAUGUGCCGUGGUCUUAG
Exophiala spinifera is the source of this 1059-nucleotide messenger RNA. RefSeq lists its product as uncharacterized. The coding region runs from base 1 to 1059 and encodes 352 amino acids. The transcript has 2 exons. NCBI's taxonomy places the organism in Eukaryota, Fungi, Ascomycota, Eurotiomycetes, Chaetothyriales, Herpotrichiellaceae. The record is from RefSeq and is a predicted model, not a curated record. Gene Ontology annotation, cellular component: cytoplasm.